AUGCCAGAAGUAGAGAUGCUUUAUGCCCCCUAUAAACCUGGAAGUAAAAGAAGUUUGGCUGAACGUGCUCGGGAAGCAGGAUUGGAAUCAUCUGCUGAAAGUAUUCUUAAUAAUAACACAAAUAUUGAUUUGAACACCUUGAUCCAGCCAUCUUCAGAAGAUUAUUCGACAGAGUCUGGUGUGAAAAAAGGUCUUCAAUAUAUCAUUGCUGAUAUUAUUGCCAAAAAUACAGAAGCCAAAGAACACCUUAAUUCAGUAUGCCAAAGCAGUUAUAUAAUGCUUGAGAGUAUCAAAACCAAAAAGGCGGCACCAACUGCUUCCAAAAAGGAACCAAAAACAAAGAAAGGAAAAUGUGAAAAUUCCAAAAAGUCAGUGGAAGAACAUAAAUUUCAGAAUUAUUUUGAAUUCAAGUGCAGUAUUAAGUCAAUCAAACCUCACCAGGUCUUAGCUAUUAAUCGAGGAGAGGACAAUAAGAUCCUCUCUGUGAAGGUCGUUCUGCCAGAAAACAUCAAAAGAUUGUAUACAAUUUUCUGUCACAAAAAAUGGAUUCGUCCCACUGCUACAAAAUCAGUGAAAUUUUUAAUUGAAGAAUCAGUUUCUGAUGCUUAUGAUCGUCUUGUAGCCCCCCAGGUGUGUCGGCAAAUCAGAUCCGACCUAACCAAAAAGGCAGAAAAGGCUUCUAUCGAGGUAUUUUGUUCAAAUCUCAAGAACCGUUUAUUGGUGGCAACAGUGAAGCAUAAAGUUGUCCUUGCACUUGAUCCUGGAUUUUUCCAUGGCUGUAAAUUGGCUGUUAUCUCAAAAACUGGCAAAGUGCUUUACACAGACAUAUUAUAUCUGAAUUCAAAAGCAAACAGUAAAAUGUCUGAAGAAGAGAAACUCUCAGAUAUUGUGAGAAAUUACAAUUGUGAAAUCAUUGCCAUUUAUGAACUUCCUGAUAUGGACCACAGUCUCCGAGGCGCUGUUUCUAUUGCUCGUCGUCUCCAAGAUCCACUUGCAGAAUUAGUGAAGAUUGAACCCAAGCACAUUGGCGUUGGAAUGUACCAGCAUGAUGUUUCAGAGAGCAAACUGAAAGAAGCUUUAGAUUCUAUUGUUGGAGAGUGUGUCAGUUUUGUUGGUGUUGAUCUGAACACAAGCAGUGAACAUCUUCUGCGAAAAGUUGCUGGUUUAAAUGCAACACAAGCCAAGAACAUAGUUGCUUGGCGGAACCAACAAGGAAAAUUCAACAACCGCGAACAACUCAAGUUGAUUAAAGGUCUUGGACAAAAGACAUUUGACCAAUGUGCUGGGUUCAUUCGUGUUGUGUCUGGCCUUCACGACAGCAAUGAAGAUACACAGGAUGACAAAGAUAGCAAUUUGCCUAAAGUUGGAAGUAAAAGAAAAGCCAGCCAGAGUGAAGGUUCAUCUAAAAGUAAGAAGGUGAAAUUGGCAGUCAACAGUUCCAUAAAUCCACUGGAUCGAACAUGGAUACAUCCAGAAUCUUAUCAUGUUGCUAAACAGUUUAUCAAAAAAACAGGAGCUUGUAUUGAUGACAUUGGAUUUACUAAAUUCAUUGAAAAAGUGAAAACAUUCAUGAAGACAACAGGGUAUUUUGCCUCAAUAACUCCUCCUUUCUCUUAUAUGUCCCAUACCAACACUUCCAAAUGGGCAGAGGUAAUUUCUCCUUACUCCCUCUCUCUUAGUAUCUCAUCUGAGCCCAUUACUUCGGCUGUCUCUUUGACAAACCCAAUUCUCAAACCAUGUGGUGUAGCUUAG
This is a messenger RNA of Acanthosepion pharaonis, 1752 nucleotides long. The record is from the annotation of a GenBank genome assembly. Lineage: Eukaryota; Metazoa; Mollusca; Cephalopoda; Sepiida; Sepiidae.